Messenger RNA from Setaria italica (foxtail millet), 1335 nucleotides. RefSeq lists its product as uncharacterized. The record is from RefSeq and is a predicted model, not a curated record. The coding region runs from base 1 to 1335 and encodes 444 amino acids. NCBI's taxonomy places the organism in Eukaryota, Viridiplantae, Streptophyta, Magnoliopsida, Poales, Poaceae. The transcript has a single exon.
AUGGUGACUAGGGUGCGUGUGGGGACGUUCAAGCCCAACCCCCGCUAUGCCGCGACAGCAACCACGACGACCAUCUCGCCCAUCCCGCGCAUGGUGAAUCAGGCGCUCAAGGAUCCCAACUGGAACAAGGUGAUGCAGUCCGAGUUUGAUGCCUUGCUCGCCAAUAACACGUGGGAGCUCGUUCCCCGUCCCCAUGGUGCUCACAUAGUCAGCGGCAAGUGGAUCUUCUGUCACAAAUUCAAAGAAGAUGGAAGCUUUGACCGGUACAAGGCACGUUGGGUCGUCCGCGGCUUCACCCAACGUGCCGGCAUCGACUACGGCGAGACGUACUGCCCGGUUGUCAAACCAGCCACAGUGCGCACGGUGCUCGCUCUCGCCGCGCAGCGCCAAUGGCCGGUUCACCAGCUCGACGUCAACAACACCUUUCUUCACGGUGUCCUCGACGAACAGGUCUACGCUCGACAACCCGCUGGCUUCACUGACAACCAGAACCUGGUGUGCUGCCUCUCCAAGAGCCUCUACGGCUUGAAGCAGGCGCCCAGGGCCUGGUACCUGCGGCUGGCGACAUCCCUCGGCUCGAUGGGAUUCCGGGCCACACGCUCUGACAGCUCCCUCUUCGUUCUGCGCCGCAACAAGGAGUCUGUGUACCUUCUCCUCUACGUGGAUGACAUCGUGCUCACAGCCUCUUCCAGCGAGCUGCUGCGCUGGGUCGUGAGCACCAUCAACGCCGAGUUCAAGCUCAAAGACAUGGGGGCCUUCCACUACUUCCUCGGCAUCCAGGUUCAGCGCAACGCCGAUGGAUUCUUCCUUCAACAACAGCAGUACGCCCUCAACUUGCUUGAUCGCGCCGGCAUGACAGACUGCUGGCCCUGCGACACACCCGUCGACACCGCCGGCAAGCUCUCCAGCGACGCUGGCUCCCCUCUGUCAACUGUGGAUGCCUCAGACUACCGAAGCCUCGUCGGCACGCUUCAGUAUCUGACGAUGACUCGCCCCGACUUGCAGUAUGCCGUCCAGCAAGCAUGUCUUCACAUGCAUGUCCCCACAACGGCGCACCAAGGCCUCGUCAAGCGAAUUCUCCGCUACGUCCGUGGCACCACAGCGCUCGGGCUUCAUCUCCGGCACAACAACAACUCCGACCUCGUCGCCUACUCUGAUGCAGACUGGGCCGGAUGCCCUGACACCCGGCGCUCGACCUCAGGAUUCUGCGUGUUCAUGGGGGACUCCCUCCUCUCGUGGUCGUCAAAACGACAAACCAUGGUCUCCCGAUCAAGCACCGAAGUUGAAUACCGCGGCGUUGCAAACGCUGUGGCUGAGUGCACAUGGCUCCGGUAG